AUGAUUGAUGUUACAAACAGAAUCAAUAACCAACCUACUACUUUACAAUCAUUAGCUGUUAUCGAUCGUCAGUUUCAGUUGUUACAAUCAUCAGCAUCACCAAUUACGUUUGAUAAUACGUUAUUUAUUUACGCAUUGUGUCACACUAAUAAAUUAAAUAAUGAUUCGAACAGAUAUCCGCUUCUAUCUGGCUUUUUGUUCACAUAUAUGCAAACAAAACAAAGAGCGCCAUCCCUUUUUAUCUAUGGAAACCCAAUCGAUAUGCCAGCAACGUCUCCUUUGGCGCCGUCCACAAUUUUAAAUACAACUAAAAAUGAAAUUUUGAGCAGCCGUUACCAAAGUCAAGCCGUGUUAGUUGUCGAUGAGGCUAUAUAUUCAUCGUUGUUAAAAGAAAAAGAGAAAAAUACACAUGAAGCAUAUCAAGAUAUAUUUUUAUUACCUGGUGAUUGGCAUAUGAUGAAGAAUCUUUUUGGAAUUGUUGGUAGAUUUAUAGUGGGAUCAGGUAAGUAAAGUGCUUAAGUGGAUUAAAUUGUUGCUGUUUCUGAGUUCUCUACUAAAUAUUAUUGCAUCAU
This is a messenger RNA of Didymodactylos carnosus, 572 nucleotides long. The record is from the annotation of a GenBank genome assembly. Lineage: Eukaryota; Metazoa; Rotifera; Eurotatoria; Philodinida; Philodinidae.